GCAACGGCCGAGGCAGAGGCAGAGUCUGAGUCGGCGCCCGGCGAUUUGCAGCAGUUCCGCCGUGAUCUGUCUGGAUAUAUACUCGGGAGAGUGAUUCAUCAAGGUGAUGAAGCUUGUGAACAGCCAGAGGGAUGUUCAAUGAGGAUACAAUUCUGGAAUUAGCAGCUGAGCCACAGGGAGAGUUUACCCAGUGAAGUUCGAUCCACGUCAGGGAUUAGCUAAACUUUUUAACACUUUGCUGUUAAGCAUUCAAUGGAUGUUUUAUUUAUUGGGAAGGACAAAAAAAAUUGACUUUAUUCCAGACAAGCAUUUUCAGUAGUUGGUUACGUCAUCAGCAGCAACAUAUGAGCAAAAUUCUAAUUUCACAGACAAAUUUAUUGUUUAAUAAUCUGGAGAAAAGUAAGUGUCGGUUUGGAGCAGGGUGAAAUUUGCAACACUGCCACUUAGUGUGAAUCUCUGGAAGCUCUUUCUGCUGGAAACAUGUCGAGCACCAGCCUGCCCCCUCUGCGUAACCUGCCCCAGUGGUCUCAUGUGGGGACGCUUGAUAGAACUCGGUAUCCUUGCUCGUUCUCCCAGAAUAACAUUCAUCCAAUCCCUCUGUCUCCUGCCUUGAAGACAAGUAAACCAGAGGCCCCUCAACAGCCUAGCCAUGUAAAUGAGCACUGCGAGGUGGAUCCAAACCUGAGGGCGACCACGCUGGAGAGGAAUCUCAAGUUCCUGCAGGAGCAGCACUCUGAAACCCUGGAGAAGCUGCACAAGGAAAUUGAGCUGCUCAAGCAGGCCAAUCAAGAUCUCAUUUUUAGGAUGAUAAUGAACCAGGAGUUGAUCGAUCAAGAUCUUAAACCAGGAGAGUCGGUGGAAAUGAAGCACGGAACUCUGAAGUUGCAUCUGAACAAAAUGUUGGGAACCUUAUCAUGUGCUGGUCAGACAACUUCACUCACAGACGCUGCCCAGAUGAUUUGCAGAGAUCACUCUACAGGUAAGAAGCAUUCUCAGAAGGGAGCCCAGCGCCGCCCCGUACUGCCAGAGGAUGGGGUCAGAGAGCAGAAGGUAGCCCAGAAAGAGCUCCAGAAACCCAGCUCCACUCGACGCAAGCUCUCCACAGACACAGCAGCCAUGAGAUCUGUCUGUUGUAGGAGCAAUGGGACGGCACCCUGCCCACAGGCUUGUGCGGCUUUGCCCGUGCUGACUCUUCAUCCCGAACCGGACGAGGCACAGAUGCUCAUCACAUCUCUCACACCUCUUUUGAUCAAGGUUACUCCUUCGGGCACUCCUCGGGCUCCAACGCUGCAGGAGUGCGCUGUUAUUGUCCGACACUUGCACAACACCAGCAGCCUGCAGUCUCAGGAGCUCCUACGUCUGAAGACGAGUUUAAAGGAUAUGUUAUGCUCCAACAAAUGGACUCUGGAUGCCUACCUCCUCGCAAAGGCCUACCUAGCUGAGCUGAGUCAGCAUGAAGCCACGGUGACCAAAGCAGACAGAGUCAUUCUCCCUGCCCUGAAACAGACGGUGGGGACUCAAGCCGCAGAGCGACAGCGGCGACUGCGGGCUGUGCGGAAGAGCCAUUACCGCAAAGUCCUUCUGUAGAACUGGCGCUCACAAAGGAAUAUGUGCUCACUGGAUUUAUAUCUGUUGAAAACUCAGAGCACGGCCAAUGCUCUGUCAGUGGAUUGGCUGUGUGGGUUUAUUCCAUAGGGAUUCUGCUUUACUAUGCAUUAAAACA
Molecule: messenger RNA, 1723 nt
Organism: Mobula hypostoma (lesser devil ray)
Lineage: Eukaryota; Metazoa; Chordata; Chondrichthyes; Myliobatiformes; Myliobatidae
Product: coiled-coil domain-containing protein 74A-like
Exons: 9
Coding region: 481-1587 (368 amino acids)
Source: RefSeq, a predicted model, not a curated record